GCUCUUUUCUUCAACCUAUGAGAGCGGAAGCGCCUUUAACUUCAGCAGCUGUCAUGGCGUCCACGGCUGCGGCUCGAACAGCAGCUGGUGCUGCCAAAGUGGUGAAACCCAUUCUUAGUCGGGACUUGGACGAGGCGAAGCGCAGAGUUCGGGAGCUGUACCGGGCCUGGUACCGUGAGGUGCCUAAUACAGUGUCACUGUUUCAGCUGGACAUCACGACUCGCCAGGGCAGAGACAAAGUGCGGGAGAUGUUUGACAGAAACAAGCACGUCACGGACCCCCGCGUGAUCGACAUGCUGGUCAUUAAGGGUAAAAUGGAACUGCAAGAAACCAUCCACAUCUGGAAGCAGAAGACCCACGUGAUGCGUUAUUUCCACGAGAACGAAGAGCCUCGAGCGACAGACUUCCUGUCCAAAUUCUACAAAGGACACGACCCUUGAACUGUGUAGCAGACCCUCUGACCCAUCUUUGCUCGUUUCCAGUGUGAAAGAUGGUCCCCUUUAUUGUAAAUACACACUUUAACUCUCACAUGCUUCCACCUGUUUUGUUUCAGUCUCGAUGAAUCAUAUAAGAUCCAGUUAAAUUAAAACGCGAGUGUUGUUUU
This is a messenger RNA of Xiphophorus hellerii (green swordtail), 604 nucleotides long. It is a transcript of the gene ndufa6, whose product is annotated as NADH:ubiquinone oxidoreductase subunit A6. Lineage: Eukaryota; Metazoa; Chordata; Actinopteri; Cyprinodontiformes; Poeciliidae. The transcript is spliced from 3 exons. Gene Ontology annotation, biological process: response to oxidative stress. Gene Ontology annotation, cellular component: respiratory chain complex I. The record is from RefSeq and is a predicted model, not a curated record. The coding region runs from base 18 to 440 and encodes 140 amino acids.